Rhododendron vialii is the source of this 1871-nucleotide messenger RNA. Its product is annotated as vacuolar-processing enzyme-like. The record is from RefSeq and is a predicted model, not a curated record. The coding region runs from base 81 to 1538 and encodes 485 amino acids. Gene Ontology annotation, biological process: vacuolar protein processing. Gene Ontology annotation, molecular function: cysteine-type endopeptidase activity. The transcript is spliced from 9 exons. NCBI's taxonomy places the organism in Eukaryota, Viridiplantae, Streptophyta, Magnoliopsida, Ericales, Ericaceae.
UAUAUGUCCCUAUUCCCCACGCACCAUCCCCUAAGUCUUCCCCACGCACGCAUCUCACCUCCCACCGGAAACUAACCGCCAUGACCCGCCUCGCCGCCGCCGUACUCCUCCUCCUCGCUCUCUCGGCCUCCGUCACCGUCCACGGCCGUGAAAUCUCCGACAACUUGAUCAGAUUGCCAUCGGAAUCUUCGCGAUUCUUCGACGACGAGACCGAUGCUUUGGGGACCAGAUGGGCGGUCCUGAUUGCGGGAUCUAGCGGCUACUGGAAUUACAGGCACCAGGCCGAUGUCUGUCAUGCCUAUCAACUCCUGAAGAAAGGUGGGCUUAAAGAUGAAAACAUCGUUGUUUUCAUGUAUGAUGACAUUGCUUUCAAUGAAGAGAACCCCAGGCAGGGAAUCAUAAUUAACAGCCCUCAUGGUGAAGAUGUAUAUGAUGGAGUGCCAAAGGAUUAUACAGGAGAUGAUGUCACUGUUAACAACUUCUUUGCUGCUAUUCUUGGAAACAAAACUGCCCUUACAGGAGGCAGUGGAAAGGUUGUGGACAGUGGUCCAAACGACCAUAUUUUUAUAUAUUACACCGAUCAUGGGGGUCCUGGUGUCCUUGGGAUGCCUACCAGUCCUUACAUUUAUGCAAAUGACCUGAUCGAGGUCUUGAAAAAGAAGCAUGCAUCUGGGACCUAUAAAAGCAUGGUAUUUUAUCUUGAAGCUUGUGAGUCUGGGAGUAUUUUUGAGGGCCUGCUUCCGGAAGGUCUGAAUAUAUAUGCAACCACGGCAUCUAAUGCAGAAGAGAGUAGCUGGGGAACCUACUGCCCUGGAGAGUAUCCCAGUCCUCCUGAAGAAUACGAAACCUGUUUGGGUGACUUGUAUAGUGUUGCCUGGAUGGAGGACUGUGACAUUCACAAUCUGCGGACAGAAACUUUGCUGCAGCAGUAUGAACUGGUGAAAACUCGAACUGCAAACGACAAUUCAGCUUAUGGUUCGCACGUCAUGCAAUAUGGUGACCUACCUCUUAGCAAGGACAAUCUUUUCCUGUAUGUGGGUACAAAUCCUGCAAAUGAUAACUUCACUUUUGUGGCUGAAAACUUCCUGCGGUCAUCUUCAAAAGCUGUUAACCAGCGUGAUGCUGACCUUCUACAUUUCUGGGCCAAGUUCCGCAAGGCUCCAGAAGGCUCUCCCAGGAAACUUGAAGCUCAGAAGCAGUUUGUCGAGGUUAUGUCACAUAGGAUGCACAUCGACAAUAGCAUGAAGAUGAUAGGGAAGCUUUUAUUUGGAAUCAAGAAGGGUCCUGAGGUUCUGGAGACUGUCCGGCCUGCUGGGCAUCCUCUUGUUGACGACUGGGACUGUCUUAAAUCUCUGGUAAGGACAUUUGAAACACAUUGUGGAUCUAUAUCCCAAUACGGAAUGAAACACAUGCGCUCAGUCGCCAACAUCUGCAAUGCCGGAAUCCGGAAGGAGCAGUUGGCUGAGGCAUCGGCUCAAGCUUGUGUCACCAUUCCUUCUGGUCACUGGAGUUCACUUCACAAGGGUUUCAGUGCGUGAUUCUAGCAGGAUGAUGCCCAACCUCGAUGGCAAAACCCAUUGAUAGUAGGUUUCUCGCAAUGGGGCUUGGUCUUUCUUUAUACUGAUUUAUGUUCAUUAUUCUCAUUUAGUGCUUGUUUGUAAGAUUGCUUCAGUGUAAAUACAGGAUGGAAGCAGUUGUGUAAGAAAACUGGUUUGUAUCGAACUAUACUUGUUCCCCUUGUAAGAAAUAUAUUACAAAGGUGCUUGUGAUGUGGCUAGGGAUGGAUGUCAUCUGUGAAUUAAACGAACCAUUGUCUGGAAUACAGCUUGGUGGAUAAUCUAUUCUCUUGUACUAUGUUUUUUGAGGGCAAA